Molecule: messenger RNA, 1146 nt
Organism: Metarhizium brunneum ARSEF 3297
Lineage: Eukaryota; Fungi; Ascomycota; Sordariomycetes; Hypocreales; Clavicipitaceae
Gene: gsk3
Product: Protein kinase gsk3
Biological process (GO): signal transduction; protein phosphorylation
Cellular component (GO): cytoplasm
Molecular function (GO): protein serine/threonine/tyrosine kinase activity; protein serine/threonine kinase activity; ATP binding
Source: RefSeq, a predicted model, not a curated record
AUGGGGGAGGUCAUUCGUGAGAAGGUUCAAGAUGGAAUUACAGGAGAAACCAGGGACUUGCAAUACACGCAAUGCAAGAUUGUAGGCAAUGGUUCAUUUGGUGUAGUGUUUCAAACCAAGCUGUCUCCGUCAGGAGAAGAUGCCGCUAUCAAGCGGGUUUUACAAGACAAGAGAUUCAAGAACCGUGAACUCCAAAUAAUGCGAAUCGUCCGACACCCCAAUAUCGUCCAGCUCAAAGCCUUUUACUACUCCAACGGUGAAAGGAAAGAUGAAGUUUAUCUGAAUUUGGUCCAAGAAUUUGUUCCUGAAACCGUCUACCGAGCGUCUCGAUUUUUCAACAAGAUGAAGACUACCAUGCCCAUCCUGGAAGUUAAGCUGUAUACGUACCAACUCUUUAGAGCACUGGCAUACAUUCACUCCCAAGGAAUUUGCCACCGUGAUAUUAAGCCCCAGAAUCUUCUACUCGACCCUAACAGUGGUAUUCUUAAAUUGUGCGAUUUCGGUAGCGCCAAGAUCCUUGUCGAGAACGAGCCCAAUGUCUCGUAUAUCUGCUCUCGAUACUACCGUGCCCCCGAGCUCAUUUUUGGUGCCACCAACUACACGACCAAGAUUGAUGUUUGGUCAACUGGAUGCGUCAUGGCCGAGUUGAUGCUAGGCCAGCCAUUGUUUCCUGGCGAGUCUGGUAUUGACCAAUUAGUCGAAAUUAUCAAGGUCCUUGGCACGCCAACGCGAGAGCAAAUCCGUACCAUGAACCCCAACUAUAUGGAGCACAAGUUUCCUCAGAUCAAGCCUCACCCGUUCAAUAAGGUGUUCCGUAAGGCAGAUGCGAGUGCAAUUGACCUGAUUGCAAGAUUGCUCGAAUAUACGCCGACCGAGCGACAAUCAGCCAUUGACGCAAUGGUACACCCAUUCUUCGACGAGCUCCGGGAUCCAGGCACCAAGUUGCCUGACUCACGACAUGGCUCCGGUCAGCUCCGAGACCUGCCUGCUCUGUUCGACUUUACGCGACAUGAGCUGUCCAUUGCGCCGCACCUGAACGCACAGCUUGUUCCUGCUCACAUUAAACCGGUUUUGGCCUCACAAGGACUUGAUAUCGACAACUUCACGCCGAUGACGAAGCAGGAGAUGAUUGCCAAACUGGACUGA